Rotaria sp. Silwood2 is the source of this 1233-nucleotide messenger RNA. The record is from the annotation of a GenBank genome assembly. NCBI's taxonomy places the organism in Eukaryota, Metazoa, Rotifera, Eurotatoria, Philodinida, Philodinidae.
AUGCCGCUUAGUUUGUUAUUGUCAUCUCGUUCAAAAACUGAUCAUGCUAAACAAUUAAAAGAAUUCUUUUCUAUAAUUGAAAAUGAACAAGAUAAAGAAAAGAAAAAUUACGAAGAAGCAAGGAAAAAUAUUCAUAAAGCAUUACUCGCCUUAAAAGAUGGUCUAUUUGGUGCACGUGAUAAUAAUAAUGAAUCAGCAAUUACUGAUAUUUCACAAUUAUGUAGUGGAAUUUAUUUACAAGAUCUUAUUAUAACAAUGAUAAAUAAUUUAGAUCGUGUUUCAUUUGAAGAUCGAAAAGAAAUAGUUGCAAUAUUUAAUAAUCUUUUACGACGACAAGUUGGAACAACAUUUCCAGCUGCUGAUCAUAUUAUUCAAAAACCUGAAAUCUUAUUUAAAUUAAUUGAAGGAUAUGAGAAUGCAGAUAUUGCACUUCAUUGUGGAAUGAUGUUACGUGAAUGUAUACGUAUUCAAGAAUUAGCAGAUAUUAUUUUAAGAUCAUUAGAAUUUUAUAAAUUUUUUGAUUAUGUGCAAAAGUCAACAUUCGAUAUUGCUAGCGAUGCUUUUGCUACUUUCAAAGUUCGUAUUCAACAAUUUGUUUUUGAUUUAUUAACAAAACAUAAAUCUUUAUGUGCAGAUUUUCUCGAACGAAACUAUGAUCAGUUUUUUACUAAAUAUCGUGAUUUACUCAAUUCAGAAAAUUAUGUUACACGUCGACAAUCUUUAAAAUUACUUGGUGAAUUAUUACUUGAUCGCUAUAAUUUUUCAGUAAUGACAAAAUAUAUAACAAAUCCAGAUAAUCUCAAACAACAAAUGAAUUUAUUAAAAGAAAAAAGUAAAAAUAUUCAGUUUGAAGCAUUUCAUGUUUUCAAGAUAUUUGUUGCGAAUCCAACUAAACCUAAAGCAAUUACUGAUAUACUUCUUCGUAAUAGAGAAAAAUUAAUCAAUUUUCUAACUAGUUUCCACCCAGAUCUAAUGAUUGGCCUCAUACUUCUAUGUGCAUUAAUUCAAAUAAGUGACACUCGACCCACAUUUGUUGAUGAUGAACAAGGUUCAAGUCAAGUUGCUAAUCCAUUCAUUAAUAAUUAUGCUGUUAUCAAUGGACGAUUGCAUGAUGAAAUUCCAUUGGAAGAUUUUUAUAAUUUUAAAAAUCUAUUCGAUUAUGAUAACGGUCAAUUGGCUAAACGUAUAAUUAUGUUACCUCGUGUUGGUCGUCGUUCAAUUCGAUCAACAUAA